This is a messenger RNA of Notodromas monacha, 508 nucleotides long. NCBI's taxonomy places the organism in Eukaryota, Metazoa, Arthropoda, Ostracoda, Podocopida, Cyprididae. The record is from the annotation of a GenBank genome assembly.
UGUAUUUGAAUUUCAAAGCAAAUAAAAAUGGCAAAUAAUAUUCAUUUUUGUUGGAGGGUUUGCUGAUCAAUCAAUGGGGUUCAAUCGAGGUGUGAAGCGUCACGCGGGUCCAAUUCACGAUUUCAGAGCCUGCAAGAUUCAGAAGACCUUUUACGAUCAGUAUUUAUCUUCACGUCAUCAUGGACAACAUGUUGAACCAUCUGCGAGGUACGAAGGCUUUGGACAUUGCCCAGCAUGUACUGGCCGAGUCAUGAGUUAUUCUCGAACCCCCAUCUCGAAACUUCCGGUAAUUAUUGCAACCCCAUUUACACCAUUCAUGACGCAUUCCAAGAAGUGUUUUUUGUCUUUGUUUGUGGUCGUGGAACGCUAUCUCAGGGAAAAUGGAACGAAGGGUUUCUUGGAACUCGAAUUCAACAUCACGAUGAUCAUCAGCCAAGAUUUCUACAACACCAAUCCACGUGCAGACGCCAUCAGCGAUAUGAACAAUGAAAAGACCCGUGUACACGAU